AUGGCGACCGUUUCGCAACCCUCGAUGGAAAGCAUUGAACAGCGCAGACUGCAGCUAGAAGAGAAUGUUGCCAAACUCAGCAAAGCACUAGAGCAUUGGUCAACAUGGGAGGUCGAAUAUGCAAUGCUCAAAGAAGAGCUGGAAAAAGCAGAUUCCCCCUCCACCGCAGAUAUGAUCCAAAUAGGCCAUGAAAUUAGUGGUUCUCUGGUCAACGAGAAAGAGGUUCAAGCGUUGAUCGGCAAAGACUUGAACACGAACCGCACAGCUAACCAGGUCGUUGAUAUGAUAUCGAGACGCAUUGACUAUGUUCAGCAGAACCGAAGCACAGUCGAGAAACAGCUGGAAAAGGCUGAGAGACAGCUCGAGGGGGUGUCCAUUUUGGCCGAUCCUGGUCUUACCAACGAGGAGGGCCUCCCAAUGAUGGAUAUCGAGGAAGAGUUAGACGAAAAUGACGAGGUUAAGUCUAGCUCUGUCUCCCAGCCCGGGAAAGUCGCACCAGAACUUAUGGAUGUUUUGCGGAAAGCUGGCGUCUACAAGGCUGAGCAAAAGAACAACACCAACGAUCCUGCGGCUACAACACCUACGAAAUCGCAACCAUCACGGUCAACUGGCUCGCCAUCCGCUAUCUCUUCUAUCACAAAGGCAGCCGCGAACAAGGACAAUCUUACUCUGCAAGCAUUAUCUCAAACAGCCACUGGGAGUUCAACUAAGAAAAAGUCUGUCGCUUUUGCCGAUGACGUUGAUGUCAAGACGUUUGAAAAACAAAGGCCGGAAAGCCCCACUGAUCAGAAAAAGAAUGAUCUACGGGCUUGGAAUCUGAAGCCCGGUUCGAGGGUGUAUGAACUCGGCGAUGACGAGGAAGUUUCUGCAACGCAUGUCAUCCCAGAGGACGAGACCAUGGAAGAGUCUGAGCUUCGCAGGGAUAUGCUGCAAUAUGGCUUAGAGGAAGUGGGUCAGGUCGUGGGCGAGAUGGAUUUGGAUGACGAGGAAGACUUCGACGACGAUGAGGAUGACAGCGAGGAUAGCGAGGAAGAGGAUGAACACGGCCGUAGCACUAGAUCCGAACUGACUGAUGCGUAUCGCCAGCAGAUGGCCGAGCUGGAGAAGAAGCUCAAUGCGCGUAUGGUAGAGAAUGUCGGGCCCCGUCCCGAUUUACAUCCUCUUGCCGACGUGGCUGACGAUGUGCGGUCGCUGCGUAUUCGCAAAGACAGCGAGUUUGAUGAAUCUAUGAGCAAACCAGAGGCAGGACCAGUCGAGAAAGCGGAGGAAAAGCGGGUGUCUUUCGCCGAUACAGCAGACGGCGUGCAGCAACCUGCUGUAUCUUCCCCACCUGCUCCCACGAUAGCCGAUACGAUUGUUGAGCGCUCGACGGGCUCACCACAACCACCAUCGGCGCCCUCGGCACCCUCUAAACCAGCAAAAGUGUCCCGUUUCAAAAGCGCUCGCACAGCUUCCACUCAAGCACCCCAUGUACUGCCCAAUCCGCCUACGCCCGAGCCUCCAGCCAUACCCGCUGGACCAACCGGCCGGACUCUCUCCAACACCGUCAUCGAGCAUACGCCAGAUACAUUCGCACACCGCGCACCCGAUGAAUUCGAUCCCAAUGUGCUGAAUCGCGAGAUUACCACCGAGUAUCACAAGAUGCGUAACAAGAUGAUUCAGCAGCAGGGCGGAUUCAAAGAGACGGAGGAAGAAGCAAACAACCCGUUGAUGGAGGAAAGAGACGGCAAGCCAAAGAAAGUAAGUCGCUUCAUGGCCGCCAGGCUAAAAGCGGAGGGUUUGUAG
This is a messenger RNA of Periconia digitata, 1785 nucleotides long. The record is from the annotation of a GenBank genome assembly. NCBI's taxonomy places the organism in Eukaryota, Fungi, Ascomycota, Dothideomycetes, Pleosporales, Periconiaceae.